UCCCACUGAGAGGGUUCUGCUGGAACGAAAGCAUGCUAUGCCUACUAUCUCCCGGCGAUUGCGCUUCCAGAAAUCAGCAAGGCUUGCAUAUUUAAAUAGUCCAGUAGGAGCGAGGCAAACAGCACUUUGGGAUUUCGAGGAGGGGGGGCCGACGGUGGCGGACGUAGCAGGAACAAACUACAACCCUGUUGUGCUCGACGACGCAGUGUCAAGGAGAGGUUAUCCGCCUCUCAACAGCGGCUGGGAGGAGUGGGGCUGUGGAGGGAGCGAUAGCAUGAUGAACGAAUACCCUUGCUCGCACUAUUACUAUGAUGACUGAGGCAGAGGCAGUUAUAAGCAAGAGAAUGUACAUUAAUGAUUUGUUUUGCCGAAACCAAGGCUCCACAUGCGAACUGCCGAAGUCCAAGAUUAGAAGAUGUCGGUCUGAUCGCUGAUCUUGGCAGUUCAGGACCAACGCGAAUGCUGGUAGAGGCUAGUGCAAAGAAUGAAAUAACAACGAACAUUG
Messenger RNA from Guillardia theta CCMP2712, 505 nucleotides. RefSeq lists its product as hypothetical. Lineage: Eukaryota; Cryptophyceae; Pyrenomonadales; Geminigeraceae. Bases 38 to 319 code for a protein of 93 amino acids. The transcript has 4 exons. The record is from RefSeq and is a predicted model, not a curated record.